Molecule: messenger RNA, 1743 nt
Organism: Aphanomyces invadans
Lineage: Eukaryota; Oomycota; Saprolegniomycetes; Saprolegniales; Verrucalvaceae
Product: TKL protein kinase
Exons: 1
Coding region: 11-1690 (559 amino acids)
Biological process (GO): protein phosphorylation
Molecular function (GO): protein kinase activity; ATP binding
Source: RefSeq, a predicted model, not a curated record
AUUUUUUCCCAUGCAGUUCCAGGCGGUGGUCGUGGCCGCGACGGCAGCGGCGGCGGCAAUGGCCCAAACGGGGGCAAUUUUGCCCAAGUGUGAACCUAAUGUGUCUACAGCAUUCGACUUAAAGAUGAAGAACCAGACGCUUGUGUGCACAAAAGACCAGAACACGACGGGGUCCCUCGUCAGCAUGCUCUCGGACGUGAAUUUGUUCUGUGCGACCCCGACAUGCCUCAAGAUGCUCAACGAGACGCAAGCGAUGGCCGCGGUUUGCCGUCCGAAUUCAACGACGUUGCUCCCAACCAAGUUUUGCGACUCGGAAUGCCGCCAAAAGGUCACGACGAUGCAGCUCUAUUCGAAGAAUUGUUUUGAAGUCGCGACCAAAAACACCAUCACGUAUUGCACGUUCUGCAACAAGUUUUCACAAGAAGCAGACUUGUUCGUCGAAACGUGCGGAUUGUGGGACUCCGCGACGGCCCUCCGCGACACGAUCACGGAACCUCGUACGAUCUGCGCCAAGAUCAACACCCCUGUACCGACAGACGCGCCGAGUUCGAGCUCGACGAGUUACAUCAUCAUCAGCGCCAUCGGCGGUGUCAUUGUCCUCGGUGCGAUUGCGUACUUUUUCUUGAAGAAGAAGAACACCAAGUACGAGUCCGACUACCGGUCUGCCGGUGGGUCCCACAUUAACUCGGGCGGGUCCCGCGGCGGAUCCAGUCGAGGGUCGCCCCACUCGACCGGCACGAACCAGCUUACCCAAGUCACGAUGCAGAACGACAUUCGCUUCGACACAGAGCUCGCGCAGUUUCGCAUUCCCCAACAGGAGAUUCAAAACAUUUCGUUGCUCGUCAAGGGCGGGUACGGCGUCGUGUUCCAUGCCACAUUCAACAAAAUCGACGUCGCGAUGAAGCAGCUCCUUCCGUCCAAGGCCAAGGACCAGAACGCGAUUCAGGACUUUAUGAACGAGAUCCGUCUCUGCGCGCGGCUCGAACACCCCAAGAUCGUCAAGUUUGUCGGGAUUUCGUGGUCUACGCUCCAGGAUCUGGCAGUCCUGUCCGAGUUUAUGGCCAACGGCGACGUCACGGGUCUCAUCCGCAAGGAGCGCAAGAAGCCCGACGCCCAACGCCUCCUCCACUGGGUGCCGCACCCCACGUUUGGCACGUCCAAGACCAAGAUCGCGGCCGACGUGAUUGACGCGCUCGUGUACUUGCAUUCGUUCCAGCCCACCGUCAUCCAUCGCGACCUCAAGUCGAAGAAUGUCCUGUUGAGCGACACGUGGGAGGCGAAAUUGAGCGACUUUGGCAUCAGUCGCGUCACGAGCUUGGAAGAAACCAUGACGAGCAACAUUGGGACCGUCGCAUGGAUCGCGCCCGAGGUGCUCACGGGCGGGCGGUACACAGAGAAGGCCGACAUUUACAGCUUUGGCGUGCUCCUCAGCGAACUCGACACACUCCAAGUGCCGUAUGCGGAAAUGCUCGGCAAGUCCAAGGAGAACGGGUUCUCGAACGCCCGCCUCGCCAUGAUGGUGAGCGAAGGCGCGUUGCAGCCUACGUUCACGGACAACAUCCCGUCCCAGCUCCACCAGCUUGCCAAGGACUGCCUCAACUUCCACGACACUGAUCGACCCACUGCCAUGAAGCUGUCGUACCAACUGCAUAGCAUCCUGAAGGAUUUUGAUAGCUUGCAGUUUGCUUAGACCCGGGGAUACGGAUGCAUGUAAUGAAGUAGGAGAGACUGUCUGUGUUCCGC